AUGGAUCAAAGAAAGGAGUAUUUGCUUAAUUGCAUUACAGCUUUGCUCAAAUUGAGUGAAUUUCCUGAAAAAUUGAGCAAUUCAUCCAUUUUAGAUAAAUUUUUAAAUGAUUCUGACAAGAACACACUGCCCCUUCUCUACGUUUACGGAAAAGGUUUCAAACUUUAUAAUUACACUGAUAGUUAGCAACCUGAAAGUUUGAUUAUAACGUUAAGCAAAAUUACAAAUGAAACAAUUACACCAUAAAACGUAAACAGAGUAGUUAGUAUCUCUUUAAUGUCAAGCAAUCCAGUAGAUUAGCUUUAUCUGCAACUAUCUAAUUUUUAUCUUCCAGCUCUUAAAGAAAAGUCAGAUCCCAGCAUUACCAAGUUAUUAGAAGAAUUAAAGAUGAAUUUAAGUGGCUCAACACAAGGUUUUGGCAAUGGAAACUUUGAUGACAUGGAUGAAAAUAAUGUCAAAGUCAUUUUCAAGCCAGUAGAUGAAUUAGAUUUUUGGAUUAGAAUGCAAUCUGCAGCUACAUCAAAUUAAGUGCAAAGAAGGGCAGCCCAAUAUAGCGAAUAACUCUCUUAAAUUGACAAAAUUUGGAGAGAUAUAAACAAAGUUGAAUUCAGUGGUAUUAAGGAAGCAAUAGACUAAACUUUAGCAGUGAUGGAUAAGAUAUGGAGAUUAGAUCCUAGUUAGCAAGGCUAUCCUGAAGUCAGAAUGAGAAAGUUUUUUGAGGUCUGCAUGAAUACUUUAGUUGCACGUUUUUAGCAAGAGUUUAAUACACAGGAAAUUUGGGACAGUUCUUAAAGCCAAGUUAGAUUGAAACUUAAUGAAGGACAAUUAUUUUUGAAACACUUUAAUGAAAAUAUUACAUUAUACACAACUCAAUUGUGGACUUAAGGAAGAAAGUGGACAAGCGGAUAAAUUGAUCUUACACUUUCUAAUAAUACCAUUUAAAGAAUAAAUGAAAUCUUAGAAUUAAGAGAACAAUAUGAAGAAUUAUUAAAAAUGCAAUAAAUUAGCAACGGUAAGCUUAAAGGAGACUUUGAGUCUGCUUAUAGCACUUUCAGAUAAAUGAAUUGUUUAAAUGCUUCAGAUAAUACCAAAGAUUAAUGGAAUACAGCUAAAACAAAAUUUAAUCAAUAGAUGGAAGAAAUUGAUGACGAGGUAGUAAAUAUAUUAAAAAAAGAUAUUCUUGCUUAAAAUGUAAAAGAAAAUAUGAUGUAAAUAUUUAGAGAUAUGCAAAGCUGGAAUGGCUUGCUCAACCGUCCUAAAAUAAAAAAAGACCUUUAAAAUGAGAGAUCAAAUAUUCUUUAAUCUAUUCGUUAAAUAGUUGAAUAAAUAUAAAAUGAAUUCGAAACAAAAAGUGGAGAAAAUUUAGAUCCAGUUUUAGGCUCUGACGCUAUUCCUUCAGGUCAUAAUUUCUCCAAAAUAUUAAACUCGAUAGUUUGGGGUAAAUCCCUAAGUGGAAAACUUAAGAGAAUUAUGACUAUCAGCUAAACAUCUUUGGGAGAUUUAAGAGAAUACGGAGGAUUUAAAUAGUAUUGUGAAUAACUAUCUUCUUAAAUAAAUGAAUAUUAAAAUGAUUAAUUUAACUCUUGGAAAUCUGAUGCUAUAAACUAAAUAAGUAAACCUGACAGCAAAGUAAGCUUAGAAAUUACUGGUAGAAUGAUGGAUAUUAACCUAUAAAAUGGCUUAGUAGAAGUCAACUACUCUGAAAGGUUGGUCUUGCUCAUUAGAGAAGUCAGAUAACUCUUUGAGUUGGGUUUCAAAAAAGAUAUUCCAAAGUAAAUUGUUGAAGUUGUAGAAAAUGGCAAAAAGUUUUAUAAAGAAGCUUUAAAUCUAAAGCAAAUUGCUAAUUUUUAUAACUCAAUGUCAAGUGUGAUUCCUCAAUGCCUUUAGAAAAUGCUUGCUGACAAAGCUAUGAAGUUCGAAAACAUAAUUUUAAAUCCUAAAGUUGGAGCUAAAAAGUAAUAAGGUGGUUAAAAUCAAGGAAACAUUACUUGGAACAAUGUAGAUGAGUUAGAAGAUUAUAUAAAAAAAGUGUAAGAAGCUGCUAAUGAUAUUAUGAAUGAAAACAGAAGAUUAAGAAAACUUCAUAUGAGUUUAAUAGAACAAGUUAUUUUCCUUUUUGAUGUCGACCUCGUCAAGAAUAAACAUGUCUGGAAGGAAAAGUUAGAAACAAUUAAAAAAACAAUUGAUGUUGGAUGCUAAGGAAAAGAUCCAAGCAUUUGUAAUGUAUGGAAAUACAAUUGGGAUAUUUAAUUAUAUAAAGCUUUGGAACAUUAAUACUAAAGAGGACUUUAAAUGUUAGAUUAGAACCUUUAAGAAAUGAAUGCUGAUAUUGUUUUGAAGGGAAAAAAUAUUGAGUUCAGACCUCCUUUUGAAGAAUUAAAGGAAAAAUAUUAUAGAGAAAUCAGAGCUUUUAUUAAUUGGCCUGCUAAAAAUUUCUAAGGAGUAGGUGGAAGUUCAGAGGUUUAUAGUGCUAUGCCUAAGAACAAUGCCCAAUACCUUUCUGUUGUUUAUGCAAAAGCUGAAAAACUAUUUGAAAAAUUGUAGAAUCUUCUUGAAAAAUUCCGUAACUGGACUGUUAUUGGAUACUUAGAUAGCGAUAAAGUUGAAGAAAAACUCUCAGACAUUGAAGACUGGGAAUAUAAUAUAAAGAAUAUUAGAACAAAGAGAAAAGAACUUGAAAAACUUUAAGAUAGUUAUAAAAUAGAAUGUUUUAAUGUAAAUCUUACUCCUUUCAAAAACAGCGCUGACGAUUUACUAUAAAACUUUAUCGAUAAUUUAACUAAUUCUCUCAAGAAUAGUGUAAAGAGUGAUUGUGAAAUUUUAGAAGAAUUUGUAACAAAUAGUUUGGAAAAAUUAUCAAACAAGCCUAAGACUAUGGAAGAAAUGAAUGCAGCUAAGAGUUCAUAUUUUGAAUUGAAGGGUUAGAAGAAACCCAUGCAGCAAAAGCUUAACAAUAUUCAAGUUAAAAAUAAACUCUUAAGAAAUCUUGUUGGCUUCGUUUAAAACACUUCUAACAUCGAAAAGAGAUGGGAAAAUUUCGAGCUUGCAAUUGGAGAUUUCGAUAAUAUAUUGUCUGAAUAAACUAAAACAAUUAAGCAAGAAAUUGGUAAGAGAAGUGAAGGAGUCAAUUAAGAAAUUGAUAAAUUUUAUGCUAAGUGGUAAAACUUAAAGCCAAAACAAACAGAAGAAUUAGAUAAAGAACAAGCAAGAGAAUUAGCAGCAAAGAUGAAAGAAUGGAGAAACGAUUGGGGAGAGAUCGAAAAGAAAGUCGAAGGCAUUUAAAAGGAUUGCGACCACUUUGAGAUGGAUCAGCCUUCUUUUGCAAGCUUAUCUCAAGUUAGAAGAGAGUUACAAUCUGAAGAGUCUUAAUGGAAGGUAUUUGAUGACUUUAGUUCUGAAUUAGAAACCUUUGAAAAGGAGGAUUGGCUUGUAGUUAAGGGUAAGCUCUACGACUUCCAAGAUUUCACCAUGAAGUGGACUGAUCUAUUAAAGCAACAGACUAAAAGAGAUGCAGUUUCAUAAUACAUGAUAGAUCAAAUUGAUCGCUUCAAAUAAAUUUGGACUGGACUUAGACUUUGUAUUGGCGAAGCUUUUGAAAGAGAACAUUGGAGAAGCUUAUUUGGAAUCCUUAAAUUACCUAAAGAUGUUACUCUAGAAACUUUAAAGUUUGGUCAUUUAUUGGAUGCAGAUAAAGAAAUUCUCUUAAAAAUGAAUGAUUUGAAAGAUUUAGCAGCUAGAGCUCAAGGUGAAGUUGCUUUAAGAGAAGCAAUUUAAGAGUUAAAGCAGUGGUGCGAAACUUACGAUUUUGAAUUAACUGAGCAUAAUUCUAAUGGCAGAUAAACUCCUCUUAUUAAAGAAUGGAAAGACUUGCUAACUAAGGUAUCAGAUAACCAAAGUUUACUUGCUUCUAUGAAAGAAAGUAAAUUCUAUGCUAGAUUCCAAGAUUAGAUUGAAGGGUUUGAGCAAAAGCUUGGUGGUGUGGAUGAAUAUUUAGGAAAAUUGCAAGUUAUUUAAAGAAAAUGGGUUUAUCUAGAACCUAUUUUCGGAAGAGGCGCUCUUCCUGCAGAAUAAGGUAGAUUUAAGCGUCUUGAUGACGAUUUUAGAUCAAUUAUGCUUGGUAUUGAAAGAGAUCCUAAAGUUGUUUCUCUUUGCAUGGUGGCAGGUAUUAAAGAUACUUUGGAAACAAUUUUAGAUUAACUUGAAAGAUGCUAAAAGGCCUUAAAUGAUUUCUUAGAAGAAAAGAGAAGCAAAUUCCCUAGAUUUUAUUUCUUGGGUGAUGACGAUUUGUUAGAAAUUCUUGGUUAAAGUUAAAAUGCUUAAGUUAUCUAAAUGCAUCUAAAGAAAUUGUUUGCAGGAAUCAAUAAAGUUGAGUUUAACAAAGAUUGCUCUCAGAUUCUUGCUAUGAUAUCAUCUUAAAAAGAAACUGUUUAAUUGAAUGAGAAAGUUUAAGUGGAAGAGUAGGUAGAAAAUUGGUUGAACUCUUUAAGUAGAAAUAUGGUUAAGACUUUACAAAAGCUAUUAGUUGAAUGCCUUACUGAGAAUUCUCUUGAGGCUGAUAAAUACCCAAGUUAAAUUUUAUGUAUUAGUGAGGAAAUCAAAUUUACUGAAAAAGCAGUUGGUGCAAUAAGAAAUGGAAAAUUAUCAAAUUACAAAGCAGAUUUAUCUAGAAUGUUAGAAUAGUUUACUAAACUUGUUGGCGGUGCACCAUUAUUGAUUUAGUUAAAAUUAAAAGCUUUGAUCCUAGAUUUGAUUCACCACAUUGAAGUUAUUGAUGUCUUAAUAGACAAUAAUGUAUAGGAUGUUUAAGAUUGGUUCUGGUAUAAAUAAUUGAAAUACGAAAUGAAUUAAAAGAAAAAUGGAGAAAUUAUUAUGUGUAGAGCUAGAUUUGAUUAUACUUAUGAAUAUUAAGGUAAUGCACCUAAGCUUGUGCACACUCCCUUGACAGAUAAAUGUUAUCUUACACUGACUUAAGGUAUGGAUAUGGGUUAUGGUGGUAAUCCUUAUGGUCCUGCUGGUACAGGAAAAACAGAGUCAGUCAAGGCACUAGGUUAAGCAUUUGGUAGAUAGGUUUUGGUAUUUAAUUGUGAUGAGGGAUUGGAUUUCAAGAGUAUGGGUAGAAUUUUUAUUGGUUUAGUUAAAUGUGGUGCUUGGGGUUGCUUUGAUGAGUUCAAUCGUCUUUUAGAAGAAUAAUUAUCAGCUAUCUCUCAGUAAAUUUAAGUCAUUUAAUGGGCUAUCAAAGAAGGGGAAUAAACCAUGCAAUUGAUGGGAUAAACUAUUGAAGUUAAUAAAAAUUCUGGUAUUUUUGUCACUCUUAACCCUGCAGGAAAAGGAUAUGGUGGUAGAAGUAAAUUGCCAGAUAACUUAAAGUAGUUAUUCAGACCAGUAGCUAUGAGUGUACCUGAUAAUGAGCUGAUUGCUGAAACUCUUCUCUACUCUGAAGGCUUUAAAUAUGCAAAGGAACUGUCUUAAAAAGUUAUUUCAAUAUUUACUCUCAGUAGAUAGCUGCUUUCUCCUCAAUAACAUUAUGAUUGGGGUCUUAGAGCUCUUAAAACUAUUCUCACUGUAGCUGGUUAACUUAUUUAAGCAGAGAGAUAAAAAACACCAAAUAUUUCUAGAGAAUAAGAAGCUGAAUUAUUAAUUAAAGCUAUUAGAAUUAAUACAAUGUCCAAGCUGACAUUUUCAGAUACUCGUAAGUUCGUUGCUUUGGUUUAAGAUGUUUUCCCAGGGAUUAAAUCAGAAGAUAUCGUUUAUGCUGAACUCACAAAAGCAGUUGAAGAAGUACUAGCUGAAAUGAAAUUGGAUGUCAUUGAGACCUAAAUUUCUAAAAUAUUACAAUUUUAUGAGGCUUGUAAGUAGAGAAUGGGUGUUGUCCUAGUCGGCCCCUCUGGUUGUGGUAAAACAACUAUUUGGAAAACUCUUAAAAAAGCCUAUGAAAAAAUGGGAACUUAAGUUAAAGCAUAUGUUAUGAAUCCUAAGAGUAUGCCAAGGAGCUAACUUUUAGGUCUUAUGAAUAAUGACACAAGAGAAUUCACUGAAGGUGUUUUAACUAGCAGUGCAAGAGAAGUCAUUAAAGAAUCAAGUGAUGUCAUUAGUUGGAUUAUUUGUGAUGGUGAUAUUGACCCUGAAUGGAUUGAAUCACUUAACUCUGUCCUCGAUGACAAUCAUUUACUCACACUACCUACUGGUGAGCGUAUUAGCUUCUAAGAUAAUGUCAAUUUUAUUUUUGAAACAAAUGAUUUACAAUACGCAUCUCCAGCUACUGUUUCUAGAAUGGGUAUGAUUUUCUUAAACUAGGAAGAUAUUAGCAUUAAAUCAGUAGUCAAUAAAUGGGUAAAGAGAUAGAAAGAAGAAUUAUAAGCUAAGUUAGAAAAUCUUUUAGAAGAAUAUUUCUAUAAGAUUCUUUAGUUUGUUCAACAAUUUGAAGAAGAGUAAGUAGUUUAGACAACUAGAAUUGGUUUAGUUAUGAAUGUCCUUUCUUAGCUUACUUCUAUCCAAAGCAAGAGUGAAUUUGUUACUUAAAUGUUAAGAGGUUUUUGCAGUAAUUUCUCCUUACAGAUUAGAGUAAAAAUUGCAAAUGAAAUAUUUUCUUUGUCUGGAGAUAAACCUCCUUGUGAUCUUAAUAAUUCACCAUUAGAUUUUGUUUGCAUUAACGGAUCUCUAAGACCACUUUCUAUCCUUUCUUAAGACAUCAAUCUGAAUGACUUUGCUGAUAGUGAAGAACCACCAAUCAUAUAAACAAUUGGUCUUCAAAGAGAUUUUGAAGUUUUAAAGCCAUGGAUUUUAAAUUGUGAACCUUUUAUUGUUUGUGGUCCUGAAGGAAGUGGAAAGAGUUUGUUGAUUAGGGCAGCUUUUAAUGAGCUUAGAAAAUAAUAAAAAAUUUAAGUUGCUACAAUCUAUUGUAACGCUUAAACUACUGCAGCAUAAAUAAUUCAAAAGCUUAAUCAAAUUUGUAUGAAGGGUACUUUUUCUCAAGGAAGAAUUCUUAAGCCAAAGGAUGCCAGUAGAUUAGUUUUAUACCUCAAAGAUAUUAACUUACCCAAACCAGAUAAAUAUCAAACUAUAUAACUCAUAGCUUUCUUGCAAUAAAUUAUUACUCACAAAGGUUAUUAUGAUGAAUAAUUAGAGUUUGUUUACCUUGACGAAAAAAUUUAGAUUGUUGCUUCUAUGGCACCUUCUUCAACUAUAGGUAGACAUGAAAUUUCUACUAGAUUUACUGCUAACGCUCGUAUACAUUACAUAUAAUAUCCUUCAAAAGAAGAAUUAAUGCACACAUACACUGAAUAUUCAAAGGCUAUUUUCCAAAGCGAAAAAGUUCGCAUUGAAAAAAAUUAGGCAGCAUAAAUUGCUAAAAAAUUCAGUUUAGUUUUAAUUGAUUUCUACACAAAUUUCGCAAGUAAAUUUAACGUUGAUGAGCACAGACACUACAGCUUUACCCCUAGAAAUUUAACUUAAAUAGUUUUUGGUAUGUUGAGAUAUGAAAUCGGUUAGAGCAAUCCAGAUUCUAUAGGUGAAGCCUUAUAUAAUGAAAUAUCAAAGAGAUUCAGAGAUAGAUUAGUAAACUUUGAAUAAUAAAAUAAAUUCGAUGCUUUCGUUGGCUCUUUACUUCGCUCACAUUUAUCAUAUUAGGUUACUCCUAACAUUUUCUUUAGCUCUGUUGGAGGGUAAAAGCAAUUAACUAGAUUAGAGAAAAAAGAUUAUAUUGUUGCAAUCAAUUAAGGUUUGCUCAUGUAUGAAAGAGAAUUUAAAGAGAUGAAACUUCACUUAUUAGAUGAAGUCCUAUCUCUUUUAUCAAGUCUUGAUAGAUGCUUAAGCUAAAGUGGCAGUGUUUUACUCGCUGGUAGAAGUGGUAUAGGAAGAAAAAGUUGUAUUAGUCUUAUGGCUACUAUGCUAAGAAUGGAAAUAGUCAGUCCUAGCACAAGCAGAGAUUAUAGCACAAGAGAGUUUAAAAAAGAACUUAAGAUUUUCUUAGAAAAAGCAGCAGCUUAAAAUAAAUAAGUAAUUUUAUAUAUUGAAGAUCAUCAUUUAGUAAAAUCUGAGUUUUUGGAAUUACUCAACUCAUUGAUUUCAAGUGGUGAAAUUCCAGGUCUCUUUACUUAAGAUGAAGUGGAUCAUUCCUUCUAAAAUGCUGACGAAGUCCGUAGAGAAAACUAUGGAAGAUCUUUAUAUGAUAUUUUCUGUAUGAGAGUUAGAUAAAAUCUAAGAGUUGUUUUAAGCAUGGAUCAUUCCGAGGAGACAUUUGCAGCUAAUUGUGCUUCUAAUCCAGCAUUCUUUACUAAAUGUACAGUCAUAUGGUUAAAUAACUGGAGCAAAGAAUCUAUGUCAGUGAUUAUGAAAGAAGAAUUAAAAGAAAUGCUUGAAAAUUUCCCUGCAAAAGAAAAAGAAGAUAUUGCCAGUUACUUUAUCAAUAUACACAAGUAUGGUUUAGAUAACUCUCGUGCUUCGCCAUCUCAUUUAUUUGCUUUGGCUCAUACUUAUUCUAAAAUUUAUCAAAAGAAAGUUAAUUCAAGAGGCAGCUAGAGCUCUCACUUGAAGAAGGGUUUAGGUAAACUUUAAGAAGCAAAAGAAUUGGUAGAUGUCUUAUAAAAGCAAGCUUAAGUCAAAAAGUAAGAGUUAGCUGUAAAGCAAAAAGAAGCAGACAACGCCUUGGUAUUAAUUAGUAAAGCUAUGUAAAAUGCUGCAGAAAGAAAGGCUGAGUGUGAAAAAAUUUAAGAAUAUUUACAAAGUGAAGAAGGAAAGAUACAAGAUUAAAGGAUGGAAGUCCAAAGAUAGCUCCAAGAAGUCGAACCUUUAAUUCAAUCUGCCAAAAAAUCUGUAGACAAUAUUAGCAAAAGUGAUUUAGAUUUCUUAAGAAAUUUGAUGAUGCCUCCUCCUGUUAUUCACAAUAUCAUGAAAGGUGUCUUAAGGGUCUUCAAUAUUUCAGAUGUUGAGAAAUGGUAAACUGUUAGAUAGUUUUUAAGUAAUAGGUAGGUAUUAGAAUAAAUUAUUAACUUUGAUCCUGAUAUUAUUACUCCAUAAGUUAGAAGAGGUGUUUAGGCCCAAAUUAUGGAAAGUGAAUCAUCUUUCAGAAAAGAAGUUUCUUAUAAUGCUUCAAAAGCUGCUGGUCCUAUGGCUGAUUGGACUAUUGCAGUACUUAAGUAUAGUGAAGUAAAUGAAAAAGUUAUUCCUCUUAAAAAUAAUCUUAAAGCAAUUGAUUCAAAGCUGAAUGCUAGUAGACAAAAACUUUAAGAAAAUGAAAAUGAGCUUCAAAAAUUAGAAGGAAAGGUAGAAUAAUUGAAGUAAGACUUUGCUUCAAAGACUUCUUCAGCAGAAAUAUUGAAAAACGAACUAAAGAAAUAAGAAGAAACAUUAGCUGUGGCCUCUUAACUUCUUGAUAAAUUAGGUGAUGAAAAGGUUCGUUGGGAAGCUCAAGCUUAAUCUAUUGAAAAAGAAUUCAAAAGUUUCCCAGUAGAGAGUUUACUUGCUGCUGGUUUUACAAUCUAUUUAAGUGAAAAUGAUGAAAAUUAAAGAGAAAAGGCAAUAUAAGAAUGGAAAUAAAUGACCAAAUCUCAGACUUUUAAUUACUUGAAAUUCCUAAGUAGCGAAGGUUAAAUGCUUAAGUGGAAGAGUGAGGGUUUACCUGGUGACUCUCUCAGUUUAGAAAACAGUGUUAUGAUCUUCCAUUCUAGUAAGACUCCUUUGUUGAUUGAUCCUAAUACUUAAGCUACUGAGUGGCUCAAGAAAAAUUUAGGAACUAUCGAAGUCUUAAAUCAACAAGACCCUAAAUUCUCUAAUCAACUCGAAUUAUCAGUUCUUUUCGGAAAAACUUUACUGAUUUAAGAAUUAGAUAAAAUAGAACCUAUUUUAGUACCUAUUUUGAGAAAAGAUUUAGUCCACUAAGGUCCUAGAUGGGUUGUUAUGAUUGGCGAUAAAUAUGUUAACUAUAAUGAGAAUUUCAAGCUUUAUUUAUGUACAAGAAAUAGCGGUAUUGAAAUAAAUGCAAAUACAAGUGCUUUGGUAAGUAUAAUAAACUACACAGUCACCAAGAGUGGUUUGGAAGGUAAACUGUUGAGUAUAAUUAUUAACCACGAAUAGCCAGAUCUAGAAAAAAGAAAAUAAGAGCUCUUAGAGAAUGAAGAAAAACUCAAAAUACAACUAGAAGAGUUAGAAAAGACACUUUUAGAAGAAUUGGCAAGUUCAACAGGUAACAUCCUUGAAAAUUCUGUGCUUAUUGAGAGUUUAAAUCAAACUAAGUAAAAGAGUUAGACUAUUGAAGUUAGUUUAAAGGAAAGUACAAAAUUAUAAGAAAACCUAGAUCAAUAAAGAGAAGUCUAUAGAAAUCUUGCAGUCAAGGGUGCUUAACUUUUCAUAAGUAUAGGUGACUUAAAGAAAAUCAAUAAUAUGUACAGGUUCUCUUUGAAUUACUUCAUAAAGCUUUUCAAAAUUUGCCUAAAUGUUAAAGAAUAAUUCCCCAAUAUGCAAGCUAAACUCCAAUUCUGUGCAGUCAAUCUAAAUAGAAUUAUCUUUAAUAAUGUUGCAAGCUCGCUAUUUAAACACGAUAGACUUAUGUUUGGUCUUCAUAUUGUUCACGACAUAUAUCCUGAGUAUUUCUAACAAAGCGAAUGGGAUUUCUUGUUAGGAAACACUGCUCUAGCAAUUGAAAGCAACUUGUAAUUACCUAAAUGGGCUAACCCUGACUGCAAAGAUCAAUAUGCAGUAUUUGUCAAUAGUUUUGGAAAACUUUGCAACAAUAUUAACUUCAAUGAUAGAGAGUGGGAAUAAUGGAGCAAGGAAUUGCAAUGUGAAAGAGUUUUCCCCUAAGCCUAUGCAAGCAAAUUAACUCAAUUUUAGAAAGUAUUGUUUGUUCAAGUUUUCAGACCUGAAAGAUUGCAAUCUGCUUUGAAUGAUUUUGUAUGCUAGUCAUUGCAAAUAUCUUCAAUUAGUGGAAAUCCAUUCUCUUUUAAUUCCAUCUAUUAAUAGGAGACAUCCACCUAAACUCCUGCCUUGUUUGUUGUUUCUCCCGGUUCUGAUCCUUCUGCAGAAUUAGAAGAAUAUGCUGAGUAAUAAAUUGGCAGAGAAAACUUCUAAGAAAUGUCCAUGGGUGGUAACCAAAAUGACGUAGCUCUAGAAAAACUAAGAGAAGCUGCAAACAAAGGAUAUUGGCUUUGUCUUAAAAACUUACAUUUAGUCACAGCAUGGCUUCCAAUUUUAGAAAAAGAAUUAAAAACUCUAACACCUCACUAGAAUUUCAGAUUAUGGCUUACAACUGAAGCUCAUAUUAAAUUCCCAGCUAUCUUACUAGAAACCUGCUACAAGGUAUCUUAUGAAUCUCCACCUGGUCUUAAAAAGAACGUUGAAAGAAUCUACAGCAGUUGGAGUCCCUAAUACAUUGCCAAGGGUUCUGCUUAGAGAGCUUAAUUGUUAUUCCUUUUAGCUUGGUUCCAUGCUAUUUUACAAGAAAGAAGAACCUAUAUUCCUUAAGGUUGGUCUAAGUUCUAUGAGUUUUCAUAUGGUGAUUUGAGAGCUGGUACUUAAAUUAUUGAAGGACUUGUUUAGGACACCUAAUAGAAAGGAAUAAGUUGGGAAACUCUUUAUGGGUUAUUUGAAAAUGCAAUUUAUGGAGGUAGAAUUGAUGAGGCUUUUGAUAUGAGAGUAUUGAGAUCCUACAUCGAAUUGUAUUUCAAUAAUAAUAUUCUUAAAGGUUCUGCUAGAAUACCUACUGGUGAUACUCUCCCACAAAGUACUAAUUUGCCUGAUUACUUGGCAAUAGUUAAGAAGAUGAGUGAAACUGAUACUCCCUCUAUUUUUGGUUUACCUCUAAAUAUUGAUAAGGCAGUUUAAAGAUAUAAUACUUAACAGGUUAUUUCUAAUCUUAAGAUUAUCAUGCAAGCAAGUGCUGAGGAUCUUAAAUUUGAUAAGGAAAAAUGGUAGAAAUAACUUGGAACAAUUAUAAAUCUUUGGAAAAAUCUUUAUAAGCAGUUCCGUGAAGGAAGUGGUUUACCUUAAAUUAAACCUUAAAAUCUAACUUCAACAGACCCUAUAGAAUCAUUUGUUUACCUAGAAGCUUCAUCAGCAUACUAAAUGCUUGAAAAAAUUGAAAGCUCAAUUGAGGGUUUGAAUAAAGUUUUGUUUGGAAAUGGUUUAUUAACUAGCGAAAUACAAGCAACAGGUAUGGAACUCAUGCUUGGUAAUGUUCCUGAAAAAUGGAGUAAAGUUUGGGAAGGACCUGAUAACGCUAAUAGCUGGCUUAAGGGAUUCUGCUCAAGAGUUUAUCAACUUAAGAAAUGGGUAGAAACCUUAAGAAACGGUAGUCUUCUUGACAGUCCACUCAAUUUAUCUGACCUUUUCCACCCCGAAAUUUUCUUAAACGCUUUAAGAUAGAAAACAGCAAGAAAAAUAAGCAAACCCCUUAAUGACCUUAAAAUAGUUACAUCAUUCGAUUAAUCAAAAAUCAGCACUGCCAUUACCAUAAAAAUAAAAAAUCUUUUACUUUAAGGUUGCUAGAUUAACUAAGGACAUCUUAUUGAUGGAGCCUAAGAUCUUCCUGAAUUCGUUUAACUACCUGAAUUAUAUAUUGGAUUUAUCCCUAAAGAUGAAUAAGAUCCUUACCCCUCUAAUACUUUAGGAGAAUUCCCAAUAUUCUCAAGUAGCCAAAGAGAAAAACUUGUAGCAAAAAUAAAAAUACCAGUACAAGGAAGUCUAAACGAUAGAAUAAUUGCUGGUGUUGCAUUUGUUUUAUAAAAUAAUUGA
Messenger RNA from Tetrahymena thermophila SB210, 12726 nucleotides. Its product is annotated as cytoplasmic dynein 2 heavy chain 1. Gene Ontology annotation, biological process: microtubule-based movement. NCBI's taxonomy places the organism in Eukaryota, Ciliophora, Oligohymenophorea, Hymenostomatida, Tetrahymenidae. The transcript has 41 exons. Gene Ontology annotation, cellular component: dynein complex. Gene Ontology annotation, molecular function: dynein intermediate chain binding; dynein light intermediate chain binding; minus-end-directed microtubule motor activity. The record is from RefSeq and is a predicted model, not a curated record.